UGUGUGUGUGUGUGUGUGCGGUUAAAAAUGACUCCAUUCCAGUAGAUGUUUUCCCUGUAAACAGUGCCAGGACAAGUUUAAAAUCAGUGAAACUUCCUGCUCACACACAGCAGGCGCAAGAGCAGCUCAGAGGAAAGAAGAAGGACUCCUGUCUGCUGGAUUAAUCUCUACCUUCAUCAUCAUCAUGGGAUUGUCUCCGGUUUCACAGCUUCUGCUUGUGCUCUUAUCAGUCCUGGCCCUGACCAGGGCACAAACGUCAACUCAAACAACAGCUGACACAACAACAGAACCAGCAUCAACACAGCCUAUAGGAAGCACCACCACCACCACAGUCCUACCAGAAACCACCACCACAGAAACCACUGCAGAAACCACCACAACCCUACCAGAAACCACCACCGCAGAAACCACCACUGAAUCCACCACAGAAUCCACCACAGAAUCGACCACAGAAUCCACCACUGAAUCGACCACAGAAUCCACCACUGAAUCCACCACUGAAUCGACCACAGAAUCGACCACUGAAUCCACCACUGAAUCCACCACUGAAUCCACCACAGAAUCCACCACUGAAUCCACCACCACAGACCUACCAGUAACCACCACUGAAUCCACCACAGCCCUACCAGGACCCAUCACAUUGGCAACCACCUCAGUUACAACAGGCAUUUUUACAACAACACCUGAACUAACAACAGAAGCAGUGACCACCACUAAAAACACCACAGCCCUACCAGGAAAUGUCUUAGGACUUCAAAUAAAACUUAGUUCAUUUUUAGACCUGACAAAGAAAGCAAACUUUGAGGAUUUUUUGCAGCAACUAAAACAAGUGCUGGUCAGUAAUAAUGUGUCAAGGAACUUUGAGAUGACAUUAAGAAACAUCAAAAAGACACAUCUGUAAUACAUGGAAGGAACUUAAAAGGCUUAAAAUGGUGUCCUUGAAGAUGUAGAAACUGACAAAGAGAAGAAUGUCACUCCGCAGGAAGGGAGCCUUUAUAUUUUCUCACCCUUCAACUUUUUAUUCUCACAUACAUAUAUAUAACAUAAAUCAUCCACACACAAACAUAAAUGAGCAUAUAUAAUGAAAUGUGAUAAAAUUAGAUAGUGAAAUAGAUUAUAUUAAUCAUAUAUGUUCCAACCAAUUUAGUUUAAAUAAUAAUCAUUGUUCCUCUCUUUUUAUUGUCCUAUAAUGAUUUGUGUUUUUAAAUAUCUUUAACGAGUUUCAGGGGUUUAAACUAAUCAAACUUUUCUGUAGCAUGUGAACAAUGCAAUUAAACCUGUUCUUUGUCUACAACUCCA
Ctenopharyngodon idella (grass carp) is the source of this 1299-nucleotide messenger RNA. Its product is annotated as integumentary mucin A.1-like. NCBI's taxonomy places the organism in Eukaryota, Metazoa, Chordata, Actinopteri, Cypriniformes, Xenocyprididae. The transcript has 12 exons. Bases 185 to 901 code for a protein of 238 amino acids. The record is from RefSeq and is a predicted model, not a curated record.